Messenger RNA from Rotaria sordida, 867 nucleotides. The record is from the annotation of a GenBank genome assembly. NCBI's taxonomy places the organism in Eukaryota, Metazoa, Rotifera, Eurotatoria, Philodinida, Philodinidae.
AUGCAAAGAAUAUUUUGUUGUAAUAAAAAUAAAGUUACAACAGCUAAUCGAAUAAUAAAAGCUAAUAAUUCAAUAUAUAAUGAAUUAAAAAAAUUUCCAAAAAAUAGAAUUUCAACAACAAAAUAUAAUAUAAUAACAUUUUUACCAAAAAAUCUUUUUGAACAAUUUCGUCGACUUGCCAAUGCUUUCUUUUUAUUUCUACUUAUUUUAUUAUUUAUUCCACAAAUUAGUUCACUUCAACCAAUUACUACUUUAUUAUCAUUAAUUAUUGUACUAGCUGUUACAGCAAUCAAAGAUGGUGUUGAUGAUUUUGCAAGAUAUCGAAGUGAUAGACAAAUUAAUAAUCGACGAAGUGAUAUUUUAAUUAAUAAAGAACUUAUAAGAAAAUAUUGGAAAGAAAUAAAAGUUGGUGAUAUAAUACGAAUUAAUAAUAAUGAAUUUAUACCUGCUGAUAUGAUAUUAAUUUCAACAAGUGAACCUAAUGGAUUAUGUUUAAUUGAAACAGCUGAUUUAGAUGGUGAAACAAAUUUAAAACCUCGAGAAGCACUUGAAAUAACAAUUAAUCAUCAAAAUGAUUUAGAAAAAUUAUCGAAAUUUGAUGCUGAAAUUGAAUGUGAACUACCGAAUAAUAAUUUUCUUCGAUUUGAAGGUACUUUAAAAUGGAAUGAACAAAUAUAUUCAUUAAAAAAUGAUAAUUUUCUAUUGCGUGGAACACGUUUAAGAAAUACAGAAUGGACUUUUGGAAUUGUAUGUUAUGCUGGUCCAGAUACAAAACUAAUGCAAAAUAGUGAUAAACCAAAAUUUAAACGAACCAAAAUUGAUCAUUGGCUAAAUAAAAUAAUCUUAGGAGUAAAUUAUUUUCUAUAA